AUGGAGAGAUUCGAAAAUUCUCAUAUGAUCGCUUUCGUCAACGCCUCGAUGAAGAUGGAAAGAUCCGAAAUUUCUUUUCGGGUUUCUGCUUCUCCGUACACGGGGAAGAGGACUUUGUACGGUGAUAAGUACGUCGGCGUUAUGAAGAUAAGGAUCGGGGUUGAAGGGUACAACACUUCCCUUCAACCCAUUGAUCUCUACCGGGCUCUGGAGAGUCUUUUCAAGACAUGUGGAGAAGUCCACAACAUCCAGAUUCUCCGAGAUCCAGUGACAAAUGCACUCGAGAGGUCGUGCAUUGUUAUCCUGCGUGGAGAAGGCGCAGGAGACAAAGCCUUGCAACUCAAUGGAACUAUAAACACGGCUCUGGUUACGAGUUUGCCUCCAGGACUCACUGAUCUCCGCUCUGGGUUGAGUACUGAUGUACUCGCUGCUAGGAGCGUGGCACAUCAACGAAGAAAGUGUAGCGAAGGCAUAUCCAUUACUGGAUAUGACAUUUCUCGUACUAAAGGUGAUUUGAAGAAUGCUUUGAGUGAUCAUUUCUCCACAUGUGGUGAGAUUACCGACGUUUUUGUUCUCAACAGCCGUGCUCUCGUUUACUUCUACGGACUAGGCUCCAACAACCGAGCGGUUCAGCUGUCUGGAACCGACCUAGGAGGCUGCACACUGGUGGUCAAAGCCUUGCCCUAUCUGAAACCCAAAUCUAGUGUCUGGACCCGUUUGCGUUACCGUUUCAGUUCAAGCUACGGUUACCUUCAAGAUGCGUUUGUUUUGUUGGAGAAGAGCAUCUAUUCCUACAGUGCAUGUGGAGUCUAA
Molecule: messenger RNA, 813 nt
Organism: Eruca vesicaria subsp. sativa (arugula)
Lineage: Eukaryota; Viridiplantae; Streptophyta; Magnoliopsida; Brassicales; Brassicaceae
Source: the annotation of a GenBank genome assembly